UCUCCCCCCCCCUCUGAUCAUAGACACAGCGUUCUGCAGGGGUUUAAACACAUUCAGCCGGAUCCACACCCUAUGGAAGUUCCCCACAAAAUCAUGAGACGGUUGUUCUGUGAAUAGCACUUCCCCCACCUUUGCGGCUAGUGGAGUAACCAGGUGAGCAAACAGAUCUGGAACAUGAUCCAUAUGUCAAUCGUCUCCAGCUUGAUGGAUGAAGGUUUUGAGACCCCAUCAUAAGGCGCAAGAAGCACUGCAUCCCCUCGGAAAUUCCAAGGUCCCUCAUGCAUAACUCUCUCCCAAUCUCCUAAACAGGACAGUUGAACUGAGUACAGAUUAUCUUCCAAGGGCUUAAAUUUGGCCUCCUGUGCUAUAUUCCAUGCUGACCGCAUGUUUCUGUAGAACCACGUCUGACUGUAUGAUUUGGAGGUGUUUACCCUAGCCAGAGCAAUCCAUCUGGGUCCCUGUGGAGGCGCAUCUUUCUCAUCAAAGAUCACAUCAUCAAGAUCUUCUUCCUUCAGCCCAAGUUCUGCCAUCAUCCGCUCGACAUCGCUUGCGCCCGAGGAGCCCGAGGCCCCUUCAGCCGCCAUCAGAAGAACCUUACCCGAUGCAAAAGUGACCGGGUAUAUUGGGGAGACCCUAGAACCACCGUUCCCUGCCUAACCUCGCGCGAGAAGAGUGCGACGGAGGAAGACAGAGAGAGAUCGCUGAUAGGGAAGGAAAAGCGAUCUACUCGACGGCAUCGUAGUCGCCGCCGCGAGAAACAAAAACCCGAACUCGAGGGAACUGCACUUUUCCUUUAUCUAGAAAAAACUGGGCUUUUUUGGCCCAACUAGAGGCUCGAGGGUUUUUAUAGUGGUUAGCCUGGAGUUAAUUGCACAGAAGUACCACAAUUCAGGCAUCACAUGCAGAUUGGUACCACGAUUGCUAAUUUUUGCGUGUCAGUACCAACAUUGGUCCAAAUUUUUGCAAAUUGGACUAAAACGCGUAUUUAUACGUAUUGACGCCCGAUCCGACAGGUCGGGCCCACCCGUCAGGUGCCACGCUGGCCAAUCGGCGCAUGCCCGCGUGCUGACUAGGACGAGCCGGUGCGCUGCUGUCCUAACCGGUCCGGUCGCACCAGCUCCAGCCCGGCCGCACCAUUCCCCUCCCCCUCCUCCUCCUCGCUCGAACCCUAGUCCAUGGCGUCGGCGAUUCCGCCAGUCGGCGGUGAGGGCGUCCACGGCGGCGGCGAGGGCGUCCACGGCGGCGGCGAGAUGCCGUUCUGGCCUCCUAGCGGAACGGUUGGCGUCGACGGGGAUGGCGGCGACGAGUCCAGCUCCGCGUACUCGACCGACGACGAGGAGUCGAUGUUACUCACCAUGGAGCAGCGGUUGCGGUUGGCGCAUCAGUGGGUGGCGAACCCUAGCAGCAACCAUGAGUUGACGCAUGGACUUGGCGGCGUGCUUUUGGAUGAAGACAUUUGGCAAUUAAGGAUCCAUUUUGAUGCAAGAGAACCAUUGGAGAUGAAGCUGUGUGGUUCAGAUAUUACUUAUCUAAAUUUGGUUGCAGUGAUGGAAACCCAAGGAUUUAAUGCAUAUGAUUGUUUGUUUCACAUUGAAAAUCCAUCUUUAGGAGAGAAAGGGCUGGAUUUGGUAGACAGUCAUGCAGAAUUACAGAUGAUAAAGAGGAAGAUCCAGGACAAAUUGGUGCUUAAUUUGCUAGUCAGGGCUUGUCCACCCCCUGAUACUGAUUUUGAGAUGCAGCAUUUUGAAAAGCCAGACUUGUCCACUAUGGUGUACCAAGAGCCUGUUGUUUAUGAUCUGAGUGAGCCUCCUAUCUUAGCUGUUGAUCAGGAAGGAGUAGUCUUUGAGAGUCAAUGUAGCACACAUCACCCUGUUGCUCCUGCUGGUGUUUGCACACAAGAAAGCAGAAAUGCAACUAACAAGUUGAAAGCAGUUUUGGAAGAAGAAGAGGGAUACCAAGGAUUUGAGGCUUAUGAGGACAGUGAUUCCUCUGAUGAGGAUGGUCAAAUUGGAAGUGACCCUAAUUACAUGGUUGAUGAAGAAGAUGUAGAGGUGGAAGAGGGAAAGAGGCAGAGAGAGCUAGAAGUACAAGAGGAAGAAUCAGAUGAUGAUCAAUCAGAAGAGGAAGAAAUGCUGCAUUAUGAGGGUGACACUGAAGUUGAGGACCCAUUUGAGGUAGAGGAAGAUAGGACUUUUGAACAAGAAGAAGAAACUAUAGUUGAACCUGUAAAGAAGAAGCAGAAGCUGCCAGUUAGAAGAGGCCCAACCACUAGGUCACAUUGUAGUGAGCUACCAGAGGUUGAACCUGAUUUCAGACCAUCAUCAGAUGAAGAAGAGGAGGGGUUGUUGAGGGAGAGUGAUGAUGAUGGUUUUCAGCCACUCUCUUUUGUCCUACAAAAGAAAAGGAAGAGUAGGGCAAAGAAAAGGCCUCCUAGGAAGUGGUACAAUGAGAAAAUGGAGCAACCACAUGAGCAACUAUGUAUGAAGUUGUGUUUUAGGGAUCAGCAUCAAUUCAGAGAAGCUUUGUUGAAUUUGCACGUCACCCAGGCCAGGAAUUUCAGGUAUCACAGGAAUUCAGAUCAGAGGAUAAUUGUUGAGUGUACAGAUAAAAAAUGCCAGUUCUCAAUGGUGGCAGCAGUUAUAAAAGGGGAGAAAACAUUUGUAAUUAAGAAGAUGAGACUAGAGCACACUUGCCCUAGUACCACUGAGACCACCAGGGUUAGUGCUAAGUGGCUAGCACAGAAAUAUGAUCAUCUCUUUAGAUCUGAUAUAACUACUGGUAUUCAGACUAUAAUUGAUGCAUGCAAUGAAAAAUAUGGUGUAGAUGUGCCCAAGUGCAUGGCAUAUAGGGCAAAGAACAUAGCUAUUGAUGCUGUGUUAGGAGAUCACAGGAAGCAAUAUCCUAGGCUUAAAGACUAUGCUCAGACUGUCAUGGACACAAACCCUGGGAGUAGAGUAAUAGUCACUACUGUUACUCCAGUACCUAAUGCAAAAAUACCCCACCCAGGCCCAAGAUUCCAUGCCAUGUUUUUUUGCCUUAAUGGAGCAAGGGAGGGGUUUCUCAAUGGGUGUAGGCCUUUCAUUGGUUAGUUCUUGAACCUUGUGUGAACCAUUUACAUAUCUGCAGCUUAUCUGCAGCAUCACCCUUUGUGUUGUUGUGCACAUUACCCUCCAGCGGCAGCCCAGCCAACCUCUUCCUCGUGAGAUCAUCCAUAUUAGCAUCUUUGCCUUUGCCGUCCACUACCAUGUCAUCCUCUCUCCUUCCCGUCUCCUGAUGAGCUGGGAAGUUGUUCAUGUCGGCCUCGCGUCGAUUGCCUGAAGGCCCCCCUGUCCGGCCUCCCCUACGGCCACCUCUCCGACCUCGGCCCUCUCCAGGACCUUGGCUUGCGCGCAUGGCCCAGCUAGCUCAUAAAUGCUUGAAGACUAGAGCCGAAGGGGGAUGAAUCCCAGUACCGUGUUCCUUAUAAAGAUGACCCAACAUGCCACACAUGGCGCACCAAUCAGGCAGCUUCUCAUACUUUACCCUAUAGAUCUGUCUUCCCCCCCCCCUCUGAUCAUAGACACAGCGUUCUGCAGGGGUUUAAACACAUUCAGCCGGAUCCACACCCUAUGGAAGUUCCCCACAAAAUCAUGAGACGGUUGUUCUGUGAAUAGCACUUCCCCCACCUUUGCGGCUAGUGGAGUAACCAGGUGAGCAAACAGAUCUGGAACAUGAUCCAUAUGUCAAUCGUCUCCAGCUUGAUGGAUGAAGGUUUUGAGACCCCAUCAUAAGGCGCAAGAAGCACUGCAUCCCCUCGGAAAUUCCAAGGUCCCUCAUGCAUAACUCUCUCCCAAUCUCCUAAACAGGACAGUUGAACUGAGUACAGAUUAUCUUCCAAGGGCUUAAAUUUGGCCUCCUGUGCUAUAUUCCAUGCUGACCGCAUGUUUCUGUAGAACCACGUCUGACUGUAUGAUUUGGAGGUGUUUACCCUAGCCAGAGCAAUCCAUCUGGGUCCCUGUGGAGGCGCAUCUUUCUCAUCAAAGAUCACAUCAUCAAGAUCUUCUUCCUUCAGCCCAAGUUCUGCCAUCAUCCGCUCGACAUCGCUUGCGCCCGAGGAGCCCGAGGCCCCUUCAGCCGCCAUCAGAAGAACCUUACCCGAUGCAAAAGUGACCGGGUAUAUUGGGGAGACCCUAGAACCACCGUUCCCUGCCUAACCUCGCGCGAGAAGAGUGCGACGGAGGAAGACAGAGAGAGAUCGCUGAUAGGGAAGGAAAAGCGAUCUACUCGACGGCAUCGUAGUCGCC
This is a messenger RNA of Triticum aestivum (bread wheat), 4283 nucleotides long. RefSeq lists its product as uncharacterized. The transcript is spliced from 3 exons. Bases 1176 to 3089 code for a protein of 637 amino acids. The record is from RefSeq and is a predicted model, not a curated record. Lineage: Eukaryota; Viridiplantae; Streptophyta; Magnoliopsida; Poales; Poaceae.